Diorhabda sublineata is the source of this 2538-nucleotide messenger RNA. It is a transcript of the gene Su(var)3-3, whose product is annotated as lysine-specific histone demethylase 1A. The transcript is spliced from 3 exons. Gene Ontology annotation, cellular component: nucleus. Bases 173 to 2431 code for a protein of 752 amino acids. Gene Ontology annotation, molecular function: oxidoreductase activity; protein binding; flavin adenine dinucleotide binding. The record is from RefSeq and is a predicted model, not a curated record. Gene Ontology annotation, biological process: regulation of DNA-templated transcription. NCBI's taxonomy places the organism in Eukaryota, Metazoa, Arthropoda, Insecta, Coleoptera, Chrysomelidae.
AUUUGGUUAUGUGCAAUAUAAACAAAAUUGUGUUAGUAUUAUACAUAACAAAUUUCAAUAUUAUUUUAUUUUAAAAUGCUUAUAUAUAACUCCUUUAUUAUAUUUGUUCAUUUAAAAAGUGUGAAUUUCUAGACCCAGGUUCUAGAACAUAUUAUUUAUUACUGAUAAAAAGAUGAGUAGACGGAAAAAAGUGAGACUCGAUUUUAAAGAAACUGAAGAAAAAAACAACAUUUGUGAUGAGGAGAAUACAGAGAAGUCGAAAAUUCAAAAUUCUGAUAAAAAACUCAACCCUGGUCCCAGCACAUCUAAAUAUACCAAAAAAGAGGAGAUAAAAGCAGACGAAGAAAAAAAUAAUGAUCCCGAAUCUGAAUUAGACGAUCCUGUUAUUAAAGGUUUAUUUUCUGGUUUAGAAGGUGCAGCUUUUCAAAGUCGCAUGCCUUUUGAUAAAUUAACUUCUAUUGAAGCUGCUUGUUUUCCAGACAUAGCUAACGGGACCUUACAAACAAUGAGGGUAUUUUUGAAUAUAAGAAAUCGCAUUCUUUACCUGUGGUUAGAAAAUCCCAAGCAACAACUUAUUAUAGAACAUGUGCUUGAAAAAAUGGAACGGCCAUAUAACAGUGAUUCGCAGUUAGUAAAAAGAGUUCAUGCAUUCUUAGAAAGAAAUGGAUUCAUUAACUAUGGUAUAUUCAAAAGGUUGAAGCCCAUUCCUUCAAAAAAAUAUGGAAAAGUAAUAGUCAUUGGUGCAGGUAUUGCUGGUUUAGCAGCAGCACAACAGUUACAACAAUUUGGUUUGGAAGUUAUAGUGCUGGAGUCAAGGGAUAGGGUUGGAGGACGGAUUGCAACAUUCAGAAAAGGGAAUUAUAUUGCAGAUAUAGGUGCUAUGGUAGUAACUGGUUUGGGCGGGAACCCCAUCACUACCCUAAGCAAACAAAUUGAUAUGGAAUUGCAUCGUAUUCGCCAAAAGUGUCCUUUAUACCAAUCAAAUGGGGUCACUGUAGAUAGAGACAAAGAUGCAAUGGUAGAGAGAGAAUUCAAUCGUCUGUUAGAAGCUACCUCAUAUUUGUCUCAUCAGUUAGAUUUCAAUUAUGCUGGAAAUAAACCAGUAAGUUUAGGACAAGCUUUAGAAUGGGUUAUCAAAUUACAAGAAAAGUAUGUAAAAGGAAAUCAAAUAAAGCACUUGAAAAGUGUGAUAGCUUUGCAGGAUAAAUUGAAAGUUAACCAACAAAUGAUGGUAAAUAUAAAAGAAUUGAUGAAAGAAUAUAAAAAUGUUGUUGAAGAAAUGGCAGCCAUAGAAAAACGAAAUAUUGAAGAACAAUUUGCUUAUGCUAGCAGUGUAAAAGAUUUGAAAGAUUUAGCCAAUAAGUGGGAUGCUCUAUCAAAUCAAGCAAAAGAAAUUGAGAAAAAAUUAGAAGAACUUGAGAAAUCUAAACCAAGUGAUGUUUAUUUAUCAUCAAAAGACAGACAGAUAUUAGACUGGCAUUUUGCUAACUUAGAAUUUGCUAAUGCGACACCUCUUUCAACCCUUUCACUAAAACACUGGGAUCAAGAUGACGAUUUUGAGUUUACUGGCAACCACUUAACAGUACGAAAUGGAUAUUCUUGUGUUCCUGUUGCUUUAGCGGAAGGACUUGAUAUCAAAUUAAAUGCAGCUGUCAAAAAAGUUGAAUACAAUAACAGAGGUGUCGAAGUAACUGUAUAUAACCCAGGAAAUCCAUCAAAUACCAACACUUAUCACGCGGAAGUAGUUCUAUGUACUUUACCUUUAGGAGUUCUUAAAUUAAGUGCAGUACCUUCAAGCAAUCAAUUAAAUACUGUACAAUUCUCUCCUCCUCUUCCCGAUUGGAAAACAUCAGCAAUUCAACGCUUAGGGUUCGGAAAUCUUAACAAAGUGGUUUUGUGCUUUGAAAGGAUAUUCUGGAACCCACAAGCUAACCUCUUCGGUCACGUUGGUAGUACUACGGCGAGCAGAGGUGAAUUAUUCCUUUUUUGGAAUUUGUACAAAGCUCCUGUAUUGCUCGCCUUAGUGGCUGGUGAGGCGGCUGCCAUUAUGGAGAAUGUUACUGAUGAUGUAAUAGUUGGACGAUGUAUUGCCGUGCUACGCGGAAUAUUUGGACAAUCGGGAGUGCCUCAACCAAAAGAAACUGUUGUUACAAGAUGGAGAGCUGAUCCAUGGUCCAGAGGUUCCUACAGUUUUGUAGCUGUCGGCAGCUCUGGAAGUGAUUACGAUCUGCUGGCUUCACCAGUAAUACCACCUAAUGAACACGGUAUUUCUGUAACAUCGGGGCCGGCGCGGCUAUUUUUUGCGGGUGAACAUACAAUAAGAAAUUAUCCUGCCACUGUGCACGGGGCGUUCUUAAGCGGACUUCGAGAAGCAAGUCGUAUUGCCGAUCAAAUUAUCGGCAAUCCAUGUCAACCUCAAUCUGCAGAAUAGUGCUUGUAAUUUAAGGAUAUAUUGUGAGUAAUUUAUUUAUUUAAUUACAUUAUAACUAGUAUUGAAUUGUAUCAAAUUAAAAUGAUUAAACUAUGUACACAUAUUAA